CCUAAAGCUUUAUCAUCGUCAUAGUAUCAAAUUCCCAUUAUGAUAGGACAAACGAAGUAUGAUUUUCUUAUUUCGGAAUUGGAUGGAAAUGAAGCGAAAUCGGAAAUGGCAGCCAUUUAUGGAUCCAUUGAAUUAUACAGGGUCUCCGAUUCCACGGGCAACAAUAGCUUCUCCAACCAAAUCGGGAUGGAUCUCAUCAAGAAAACGCUAGCAGACGCAACUGACUUCACCUGGAAGGCACUGCAGCUGAACACCCCUGCAGAAAGAAAAACCAUACCAACAAUUAGCUUGUUCAUAGAAAACUCAGACGGCGUGCCAUUCGCCGACAACGACGAAAUCCACUUCAACGCGGGCUAUUUGGAGAGGUACUACAGCGACGAUGACGAAGCGAGGAGGGAAUUCGUCGGCGUGAUCUACCACGAGAUGGUGCACGUUUGGCAGUGGAACGGAGGCGGAACGACGCCGGGAGGUUUGGUCAAAGGAGUGUGAUAAUGGUGGCUUCUCCUCCCGCCUCUGUUGAUUUGUUCGUCUCUGGUUAUGGGCUCUUCUGAUACUGGCUCCAGGCGGUUCAUGGUGAUUGAAGACAAAAAAUUUCCCAUCUCUUG
Messenger RNA from Linum trigynum, 605 nucleotides. The record is from the annotation of a GenBank genome assembly. Lineage: Eukaryota; Viridiplantae; Streptophyta; Magnoliopsida; Malpighiales; Linaceae.